This is a messenger RNA of Closterium sp. NIES-67, 1114 nucleotides long. Lineage: Eukaryota; Viridiplantae; Streptophyta; Zygnematophyceae; Desmidiales; Closteriaceae. The record is from the annotation of a GenBank genome assembly.
CUAGACUGAGGUAUGCUUCUAGUGCUCGUCUCAACGUCCAACCGCCCGCCAGUGCGGCUGUAUGAGAACGGACUUCAGAGGGACCUCUUCCUCCCCUUCAUCGCCCUCCUCCAGUCCCAGUGUGUGGUGCACGAGAUCAAGUCAAUGACGGAUUACAGGAAGCUAGCAGCAGUGGAGCAGGGGUGGUACUUCACAGGCCCUGGGGCAGCGGAGCUGCUGGCGAAGAAAGUACAACUGCUUGUGGGAGGGGCAGCGAUGGGCCCUGUCGAUGUGGAAGUGCUCAUGGGACGGAAGCUCAGGAUCCAACGAGCAGCCAAGGGAGUGGCGUCAGUCAAGUUCUUUGAGCUCUGCGAGGUGCCUCUUGGCGCUGCUGAUUACUUCGCCCUCUGCAAGAACUUCCACACUCUGGCCAUGGAGGGCAUUCCCGCGUUUGGGGCUUCCAAUAGAGGGGCGGGUUACCGCUUUGUUACGUUAAUAGAUGUGAUGUACGAGCACAAGACGCGCCUGGUCUGCUCUGCAGAGGGCACGCCCUUUGAGCUCUUUGAGCGCGUGGUUACCAUCGCAAACGCGCCACGUAGGACGGCUGCCAGGUCAGCAAAGACCGAGGACGCUGAUGUGGCGGUGGACGAUGAGCUGGGAUUCGCUAAGGAUCGUACGGUCAGCAGGAUGAUGGAGAUGCAGAGUACCGAGUAUGAGCAAGACAAUGCAGCAGCAUACAAGCACAUGUUACCGCAACAACAUUAAUUGGUUCAACUUGCAGCAAUAAAAAUAUGUGCAUCUUGGAAUUAUUGGUGUAAAAUGUACAGUGACGACCAUUUGUGUAUCUACUAUUUGUCAACUUAUACAUAUUAUCUAUGUAGAAGUUAUAGGCUAGACUGAGGUGCUCGUCUCAACGUCCAACCGCCCGCCAGUGCGGCUGUAUGAGAACGGACUUCAGAGGGACCUCUUCCUCCCCUUCAUCGCCCUCCUCCAGUCCCAGUGUGUGGUGCACGAGAUCAAGUCAAUGACGGAUUACAGGAAGCUAGCAGCAGUAAGUGGGCGGUGUAGAGCGAGUGUACGAGAGAGAACUGGGGGGAGUGUUAGAGAUAGGCUGCAAUUCGGUUGGCACAAUUUU